Megalopta genalis is the source of this 2161-nucleotide messenger RNA. Its product is annotated as beta-1,3-galactosyltransferase 5. The record is from RefSeq and is a predicted model, not a curated record. Gene Ontology annotation, biological process: protein O-linked glycosylation. Lineage: Eukaryota; Metazoa; Arthropoda; Insecta; Hymenoptera; Halictidae. Gene Ontology annotation, molecular function: hexosyltransferase activity. Gene Ontology annotation, cellular component: Golgi membrane.
UGAGAAUUUUUCACUUUUCUCGACUCAAACGAAAGCUGGAAGAUCAUAUUUUACGACAGAUCUAUUUAAAAUUGUACAAGAAUUCGAGUUCAUAUUGAAAAACAGAUAAAUCCCGAAUGAAUUUUAUAUUGAAUUUCAUUCACAAAAGUUCGUAAGGUAGUAGAUCUACAGUGGUACUUCGUCUAUGCUCACGGAUGCUUACGGAUCUUACUGUUUGAGGCGCUUCUGAUGUUUCUAAUAAAAUCAACUUAAAAAUAAGUUCACCGUAAUGUCAAUUAGAAUAUGAGUUACAUGAGAAUCGAUCAGAAUUAAUAAUUAGUAAGAAAUAUAUUCGUGGGAAAGCAGGACUAUCGAAAGAAAAUUGAAUUGUAAAAGUGGGACAGUUUAGCGAUUUCCGUUACAUCGAGCGGGGAAAGUGGGGAUUAAAUGCAAAGUGCCUGUAGUCGGUUACAAAAUGUCAUGGUCCUGCGUGCAGUGCAACCUAUUUUGAAGGGUGCUAUACAAUGGGCGUUGCUACGUCCGCGAAAGGCUAGGAAUAUCCAUCAUGUUACCCGUUGUCCUGCGACCCAACUUCGUCUAUGUCGAAUUCAGCUUCUCCCGUGGCUUCACCUCCUAGCGAAUUUUUAUACACAUGGUCUGUGGCGUCUUGUCUGCGUAAGGGCGACCGAUUAAACAAACAAAUAGGAAGGAGAAGAUGAGGGGUGUCAGGAAAAAGAAGAAACAAAACAGUUGAAACACCACGCGGUGAUCCUAGUCGUUUGACGCGCGCUGCGAUCCUACCCUACCAGGGGAACAGCUUCGAGAUAUGCCGCUACCUGGACGGGGCGAAUCGUCAACAAUACGCUGAUCUGACAUAACCGCAAAACCCUGUGCUCGUGUUGCAUUUCGACGCUACGAUCCCAUUUGUGCCGAAUGUGCAAGAUAAAAUACUCGACGACACGACAGAUGUACAGAUACUUCCAGAGUUUUUCACCGCACGUAAGUUCCAGGCUGAACAGCAUAUGAUGAAAGGGUUUUGUUAGUAUGCUGGAUAAGCGGCGGCUUCAUGCCUCCGCUUCGUCGCCAUGGACCCUGAUCUUUGUGGUCGCUUUGGCUCUGACUGGAUGCUUCUCGUUCUGGCUGCACAUCGACGGCUCCGGCUCCUUCACGCCUUACACCAGCGGUGUAACAGCGCCGGGCUAUCUGCUGCUGUUUCCUGGGAAUGUGACUCCUUCACCGCAACCGUAUUUGCUGAGCGAACUUUCGUUCGGUGACAAAUCCACGCUGAUCGACAUCAAAGAUUUCAGGUUCACGAUCAACCACGAUCCAUGCAAUCGCACGCAUCCGUUACUGUUGAUGCUUGUCCACUCGGCGCCUGAGAACUUCCUCAAAAGGAAUGUCGUCCGCGAAACAUGGGGUCAACAGUCGACGGACGUAGCGCUCCUAUUCCUGGUCGGCUCCUCUAGUGAGUACCAGACCAGGCUGGAGCAGGAGAAUAGGAAAUAUAAAGAUUUGAUACAAGGCAGCUUUCUCGAUGCCUACAGAAACAUGACUUACAAACAUGUGAUGGCGUUGAAGUGGGUUACGUAUCAUUGUCCAAGUGCCAAAUAUAUACUAAAAUUAGACGACGAUGUUUUUGUUCAUAUGCCCGCCAUGUUGGAUUUCUUGACGCGCGACCUAUCACCUUGGGGUGCUAGGCGAUUGAUCCUUUGCGACCUCCUCUCCAUGGGCACCGUGAAGAGAUCCUGGCGUUCGAAAUGGAGAGUCUCGCCCCAGGAAUAUCCUGGAAGACAUUAUCCUGUGUACUGUGCUGGAUGGGCUAUAUUAUACUCCCCUGAUAGCGUGUUUCUUUUAUAUCGCGAAGCCCAAAGGGAGCCGUACUUCUGGAUUGAUGAUGUCCACGUAACUGGGACUUUAGCUAGGAAAGUAAAUUUAACUCAAACUUCUCUGCAUUAUCUGGUUCUAACCCCCGAGAACAUGCAGGAUCUUCUGACCAAUCCGGGUUCUCAUAGGGAAUUUUUAUUCGGACCACCUAACUUAAAUGAAAACGAAAUAAGAGCCUUACAGAGUCUGGUCACUAAACCACGGCCUAGCAGUGAAAGCCUAUUAACCAGUUAAGUGUGUUUGACGACUAUAUCCAUCAUGUGGCAGAAUUUUGUGUCGAUUUGAUAUUUAAAUUAUA